Ilyonectria robusta is the source of this 687-nucleotide messenger RNA. RefSeq lists its product as uncharacterized. Lineage: Eukaryota; Fungi; Ascomycota; Sordariomycetes; Hypocreales; Nectriaceae. The annotation marks the transcript as partial. The transcript has a single exon. The record is from RefSeq and is a predicted model, not a curated record.
AAGAUGUUCACCUCUCGCCUGUCUGUCAAGGCCAUUUGCCUUUCCAGCAUCAUAGUUGGAGCAUUGGGGCACAUGCAACUCUCGAACCCUCCCCCGCUCCGGUCCAAGUUCAACCCCUACACGGGCGCCGACAUCGACUAUAGCAUGACCAACCCGCUCCGAUCUGACGGCUCUGAUUUUCCCUGCAAAGGUUACCAGCAACUCCUGACCACCUCAGAAGGCACCCCUGUGGUGACGCUUGAGGGCGGUAAUUCGUAUUCCAUGGUUGUUACUGGCCAGGCAGUUCACGCCGGCGGCUCAUGCCAGGCCUCUCUAUCCGUUGACGGCGGGGAGACCUUUCGCGUGCUGCACAGCUACAUCGGGGGGUGUCCCGCGGUGCCGGGUGAUAAUUCCUUUGCCUUCCGAGUGCCUGCCGACGUACCGUCCAAGGACCAUGCUCUAUUUGCAUGGUCGUGGUUCAACAACUUGGGAAACCGCGAGAUGUACAUGAACUGCGCGUCAGUUAACACGAGCACCGGCGCUGGAAGCGAGGGGUCGAGCGGGUUUCUUAGUCGGCCGCUGAUAUUCAAGGCAAACGUUGGCAACGGGUGCGAGACGGUGGCUUCGGCAGACGUCAUGAUUCCGAAUCCGGGACCAGAGGUAACGGUGAAUAACCCGGGGGCAGUGCCGCCGCUCGGCACCUGCGAC